AAGCUAGGCUCUACGCUCCCAGAAAGACCUGAGCGAUUCUCUCUUGUCUCCGCCAAUGAAAAGGCACCUACAGAGCAAAGAAAGUCGAGCGCCCUGGUCAAAAGCUCUGAGGCUGUCAAGAGUGGCUCCGGGAUCGCUCUCGGGCGACAGUACCACUCAGAUGAACCUGGCCACGCGCUGCACUGGCCCCAUAAGCCCUUCAGGCCGCGGGCACUUCACCAGCGCCCAGCCCUCCGUCACACCCUCGACCCCACAGAGCCCGAGCCAAGGCGUGCCGGCCGCGGGGCCCCACUCUUGAGCCAUGCGCAACGCCUCACCCGGCGGCGCCUUUCCUCCCAGCAGGUUCCACCGGAGCCGGAGCAGGCUGACUUCCGCCCCGGAAAGUGGCCCCAGGAGCGCACCGGAGGGGACGUCAGGGACCCGCGACACCCGCCGGAGACCGGGAUGGGCUCCAGGCACAGACGCUGUCUUGGCCGACACCACCCCACCCCAUCCCUAGCACAACAGAGCAAAUGGCCAACAGAUGUUGGCUUUGAUCAUCCUGAUGUAGCAGUUUGGGAUACCCCUACAUUUUGUACCCAUGGUGAUGUUUUUCUGCUGCCCUCCCGAAUCUAACCCAGAGAGGCCCUCUGACAGGGCAGCGCUGGGAUUCUGGACUGUAUAGACCGAAGGGUUCCCAAUGAGGCCGGCCCCUGGGGAA
Nannospalax galili (Upper Galilee mountains blind mole rat) is the source of this 700-nucleotide messenger RNA. RefSeq lists its product as uncharacterized. The record is from RefSeq and is a predicted model, not a curated record. The transcript is spliced from 4 exons. The annotation marks the transcript as partial. NCBI's taxonomy places the organism in Eukaryota, Metazoa, Chordata, Mammalia, Rodentia, Spalacidae.